Messenger RNA from Tachysurus fulvidraco (yellow catfish), 3667 nucleotides. RefSeq lists its product as uncharacterized. The transcript is spliced from 5 exons. Lineage: Eukaryota; Metazoa; Chordata; Actinopteri; Siluriformes; Bagridae. The coding region runs from base 686 to 1459 and encodes 257 amino acids. The record is from RefSeq and is a predicted model, not a curated record.
GUGCGUGUGUGUGUGUGCGUGUGCGCAUGGUUGUAUGCAUGUGCGUGUGUGAGAGAGCGAGAGCGCGCGUGCGUGCGUGAGUGAGUGAGAGUGUGUGUAUAUGUGUGUGGGUGUGGGUGUGUGUGCGCUCGUGUCACGUGAGGGAGUGAUGUAUGGAUUGCGAGUGAAAAAAAUAGAGCAAAAUAUGAUCACAACUUUUUUCGGAAGUAGUUUUGUUUUCAGGGCAAAUUUGAGCUUCGGAUAGGUUGUUGCAAGGAUCUUCAAACACACACACACACACACACACACACACACGCACACACGCACACACACACACACACACACGCACACACACGCACACACACACAGUCCGGCUUGUCACACAAGAUCUCCUGCAAAAGUUUCCCAUCGGAUCUGGGGGUUGAAGAUGUCCUGCUAAAAGGAGUUUCCAGCUCAUUUCUUUGUGCUGCUGCUGAAGGCCAUAAACAGGAAGAACAAUCCGGGUUGUUGUGAUCCAUCUCUGCUCUGCUUUCUCUUUGGGUUUCCUUUUAAUAUCUCUGUUGCAAACUGAUGAUCAUCUGGGUUCAUAGAUGAUCUAUGAGCUGAAUGUCUACUCCAUACUCCAAGCAUGGACGUGUUGAGGCAGAAGUUUGAAUAGGAGCUUAAAAACAAAACAUAAAGAAAGAAAGAAAUCAGGAUCAUCAGCAUGCUGAAGACUUUAACCAAAAAGCUUAGAAGACAUUCCCUCAAUGAAAUCCACCCUUUUCAGCUUAAGAUUUCCUACCAUGGCAGUGAGGACGGCGGAGAGAGCGAAGAUUCUGAAGGAGAGAACCAAGAGUUGGCACAGAUCGACCGAGAACGCCGCAGGAACUGUGUUUUAACUCCUCUGGCAACCAGUCAGCAGCCUAAUCAGGGCUUACUUUCUCCCAGCCGUGUUUGCCGUGUGCGGUUGCUACUAGAGCCUUCCAUGGAGCGCCAUAGCUCUGAAGAGGAGCUUGAGCGUAUAGCGGGCAUCGCAAGCUCUGCCGGUGCCGAUGCAGGAUGCAGGUGGCACAGACACGGCGAGCUCAGCAGCACCUCCAGUGACGAGGAGGUGAAGGACCUGUGUGAGCCAGGUGCUUCCCCUAGCCCUGUGCUGUUCAGCUCGUCUCCACCUCGAGGCCUCAAACCCACACACACCUCUACACGAAUACACAACAGACCCAUAAUCCUCAGCCACUUCGAACAGCCCACAGUGCCAUACUGGAGACAUCGGAGAGAACCCGGGCGUCCGAGUCUGGACCUAGAGAAGAUGCAGCAGAAAAUGCUCUUGAAAAAGAAUUGUGGUGGGAAAACAAGGACAAUCAAGAUCCGGAACCUGACCGGCACUCGUCACCCUCCCAGAUACUCUUAUGAUCCCUCCAUUUUUGCCUUUCGCUCUCUGAGCACCGCCCCUCCGUGCAGUCCCCUGCUCUCCACCGAGGAGCCUCCAUGUGCUUGAGGGAAGCCACUGGACUUUAAGAUGAAACAGCACAGAAUGUUGGACAGCACAUACUAUUUCUCAUAUUAGGACAAGGACAGUUUUAUUAUUCUUUUCUUUAGCAGGGUUUGAACCCAAACAAAGUGCCCAAGUUGACAAAACAAGAAGUCCCAAGAUGUAGAGGAGCAUCAGGGAAUUGGGUGAUGUUGUUUUACCCUUACUGGCUGACUGACCAUAUCUCAGGAAAAUAAUCCUUUAACACUUUCUACACACAUACGGCCAUGGUCGCUGUAUUAGUACAGAGCCACAACAAAAAGAUUAAUUCUGCUGAAACUGCAUUUUGAAUAAUUUUAUGGUUCUUGAAUAACCCCACACAUCUGGCUAUUUCCUGAUAUUCAGGUAUAGUUAUUCAAUUGCCAUUGUACUAUGUGCAUCUUGCAGAAAGGCUACACAGAGAGCUUUAGGCUGAAAAGGAAAUGUGAUGCAGCGUGAUUUGUAAUGUGAGGAUGGAUUUUAUUGAAAGAAUGGAUUUUUUUCCCCCUUUGGCAUAAAAGGUACAGUAUUACUACAAUUGUUACCAGAGAGGCUGAAAGUCUACACUUCCUUGCACUCGUAAUAAUCAAAAAUUAAUUAAAUUCCUGUAAACUCAAUAUCAAUGGGUUAUCAUUGUCUGCCAUAGUGCUUGCCUGAUUUGUACUGUUCACUGACAACAAGAAGGGGAAUAAACAAGGAACCCUGGUACUUGUCCAGAUUUAGUCAGACCAAAGCCGGUUUUACACUAUGCGAUUACAAUGGCCUUUUUAAUUACUUCAUCUCAUGCAAUAGAUGAUCCUAAUAUAUUUUUCCUGAACUAUAUACAAGACUGUGCAAUAAUGUGUAUAAGUUAGUUUAUAUGCCCAAAGUCAUUAAAUAAAAUAACUAGGUUCUGCUAUGGGGGGGCACGGUGGCUUAGUGUUUAGCAUGUUUGCCUCACACCUCCAGGGUUGGGGGUUUGUCUCCAGGGUUUCCUCCGGGUACUCCGGUUUCCUCCCCCGGUCCAAAGACAUGCAUGGUAGGUUGAUUGGCAUCUCUGGAAAAUUGUCCAUAGUGUGUGUGUGAGUGAAUGAGAGUGUGUGUACUGCGAUGGGUUGGCACUCCGUCCAGGUUGUAUCCUGCCUCGAUGCCCGAUGACGCCUGAGAUAGGCACAGGCUCCCCGUGACCCGAGAAGUUUGGAUAAGCGGUAGAAAAUGAAUGAAUGAAUGAAUGAAUGAAUGAACUAGGUUCUGCUUACAUUAUCAAUCAGUAUGAUGAGAGCUCAUGCAGAAAAUGGGGUCAUGGGUUUGGAAACAUUAUUCAGAGUAAGCUAGGGGUGAUGGGGAUACCUUUUCACAUAGAUUUCACCAUUGCCACUAAAGUAUUUGGAGCGUUCCUGUGAGUUACACAUUAAUAUGUAUUACCUGUUGGAGGGUUUUAGAUGAGCUGCAUUUCAGCACAGAGAUUUUAAUGCAAAUAACUUGUAUUGUCUGCCAUCGUAGGUGACGACGGCACUAAAUUUGGUCCUGCACUCAACUGAUGACCAAAGGAUUAAUGUGAUUUAAUGUUUGUGUGCAACAGCACAAUAGGCCAAAAUUGUACAGCGUAAACCCGGCUUACACAUGUGAAUCUGUCUGAUCCAGCGCAGGUUAAGGUCAGAGAAUGUACUCCGUGUUAUGUGCCUAAUAUUAUGGAGAUGCAGGAUAGAUGCACCUUUACCACGUUUGAAUGUUUUGGACCACGUACCAAAGUCAAUACUUAAUACUCGUCAUAAUUCAUCAUUACCCCUUUCCUGGGUUAAGUCUAAAUUCUCUAUUGACAUUACUCUUUCACUCUUGAAUUGUUUUGGUAAAGAACAAACACAAUGUUGGAUAUGAAAUACGUUUUGAAACAGGUUUUGUUUCAAGUUUUUUGCAUAUGUAAUUGUGUAGGUUUUAAAUAUGUUAACUAUGUACUGUAUUGAUUUAUACCUAGCUUUUCAAUGAAUGUAGCCUACUCUUGUAGUGGUCGAUAUAAGUGUAGGAGAGCUACAAGGAACGUUUUGUUACUGGUUCCACACUUUUAAUCUAGUUACCCAUUCAGAUGUAUCCACGCGGAAUGAAUAUAUACACCUGCCGGUCGAACAGUACCUACACAUUUGUAACGUAAGAAGAUUGUAGACUUUUUUUUUGCGCCAUGUUCCAGUGAGAUAAAUAAAUGUCUCUUGGCUCCAAUAA